AUGGCGCAGCCAAGCCAGGCUCGCCAUGUUUUCCUGCUGCGCCAUGGUGAGGCUGAGCACAAUGUGUCGGAUGAGGACGUGCCAGAUGCGCCCUUGACGGCUCAGGGCCGUGGCCAGGCCAACGCAUGGCAGCACCGGAUGGAGGAGUACGACUUCGAAGUUGUCCUCAUCUCGCCUCUCACUCGGGCCAUUCAGACAGCGUGCUACGCCUUCCAGGAGGAGGAAUGUCCCCUAACUGUUGUCCGCUCAGCGCGGGAGCUUUGGUGGGAUGAUGUGGCCAACCAGCCGGGCACUCUGGAGUCUGUCUCUGAAGUACUGCGGCAGCUGCCGCGCGGGCAGGAGGUACAAGGCCUCAAAGCUGCUUUGGCCAUCAAAGGUCCCAGUACAGAGGCGGAGAGCAUCCGUGAGUUCCGGACGGUGCUUGCGAGUCGACCAGAGAGGACGAUUGCCGUGGUUACGCACUGGGGCGUCAUCAACGCCCUUUGCGGCCAAGGUGCGGACAAUUGCGAGAUGAUGGAGUGCCUGUGCGACGAGAAGGGCAAUGUCACCUUUGUGAGAAAGCACAUCUCUCCGUAUUGGGGCUGCACGGGUGGAGCUCUGGACGUGGCCUGCAGCAUCGGCUAA
Molecule: messenger RNA, 624 nt
Organism: Symbiodinium natans
Lineage: Eukaryota; Dinophyceae; Suessiales; Symbiodiniaceae
Source: the annotation of a GenBank genome assembly